Lactuca saligna is the source of this 1197-nucleotide messenger RNA. The record is from the annotation of a GenBank genome assembly. Lineage: Eukaryota; Viridiplantae; Streptophyta; Magnoliopsida; Asterales; Asteraceae.
AUGGAUCACACGGUGUCUUCACAUCCAUCAUCGAGCAAUUGCAGACAAGCUGUCGGUUAUUCGAGUAAAUCAAACGCAAUAUUUGCUCGCCGGAAGAGAACAGAACUCCGGAGGAUGAAGUUUUUGUCAAAUGCAGAUGACUCUUUAUCCAACAGAAGGCGGUUUGAGAACACCAAGAAAGAACACAAUGACAAUUUUCCUUGUCAUUCCUCAGUGAUUGGGCGCAGGAGAGAGAUGGAGGAUGCUGUGAGUAUAGAAAAAAAGUUUGUUGAUGAGAACUCAAGGAAGUUUGAUUUUUAUGGCGUUUAUGAUGGUCACGGUGGUUCCCGUGUUGCUUAUGCGUGUCGUGAGCGGUUACACAAGUUGUUGGCGACAGAGAUAGAUAUAGAAAACAAAAACACAGAGGAUAUGAAUUGGGAAAAUUUGAUGGUGGAGAGCUUCGCUAAGAUGGAUGAGGAAGUAAAUGAAACUGACAUUGUCGAUUCCAUUGGUUCCACCGCCGUUGUUGCAGUGGUCGGUGAUAAAGAAAUAGUGGUUGCCAAUUGUGGUGAUUCAAGGGCUGUUCUUUCAAGAGGUGGUGUCCCGGUGCCCUUAUCCGUUGACCAUAAGCCAAAUAGACCCGAUGAGUUAGAAAGAAUCGAACUUUCGGGAGGAAGAGUGAUCGAUUGGAAUGGGCUACGUGUUCUUGGAGUUCUUGCGACUUCAAGAUCAAUAGGUGAUCGACAACUAAAACCAUAUGUAAUUGCAAAACCUGAAGUUAUUGUGAACAAAAGAGAUGAUGCAGAUGAAUUCAUGAUCUUGGCUAGUGAUGGAUUAUGGGAUGUCAUAUCUAACGAUUUGGCAUGUCAAGUUGUGAGAAAAUGUCUCGAUGGAUGGACUUGUCGAAGGAGAUCGAUGAAAGAACACCAUAAGAGAACGACCAAUAAUCCAGCUAUGUUCUUAACGGAACUAGCAAUGGCUCGUGGAAGCAAAGAUAAUAUAAGUGUUAUUGUGGUGAAUCUUAAGCGUUAGAUCUCUUGAUAAUAGAAAAGGGUGGUAUCUUUAGUUCUUUACUUUCUUUCUUUUUUCCCUCCCUCUAGAUUCAUUUCCAUGUUUUUUGUGGCUGUGUAACAAUCAUGCCAUUUACGUGUUAAGUUCCCAUAUAUAACUUUGGUCGUAAUAAAAGAUAUCUAGUACAUAGAUUAUUAUGAUUAGAAC